Messenger RNA from Centruroides sculpturatus (bark scorpion), 2493 nucleotides. RefSeq lists its product as uncharacterized. Lineage: Eukaryota; Metazoa; Arthropoda; Arachnida; Scorpiones; Buthidae. The record is from RefSeq and is a predicted model, not a curated record. The transcript has a single exon. The coding region runs from base 873 to 1493 and encodes 206 amino acids.
CACUUAAUUUUGGAAGAAAGUACUUUCUUAGAUUAAAGAUGGCAUUUUUUUUUCAAGGUAUAAACUUUAUUGUAAUUUGCUUUUUACAUCAUCUGAUAGCUGAUCAGUUAUCCAGUUUCUCAUGAAAUGUCUUUGCAAAAUUCUUAAAAAUUGGUUAUUGCAACCACAUCACAAAUGACGUGCUAUCAAGAACAGAACAUAUGAAUAGGCCUUGCUAGCUGUAUUCUACCUCUAUUAGACCACAGACAUUCCAAAAUUGCAUUAAAAAUGAAUAAUUGUUGAUGGAAAGAGAAAGAGAGGAAUGCCAAGUAAACUUGGUGCAACACCUUUUAAGAGGAUCAAAACAUCAAUAUUCAAUGAAAGAUGCCUAUUCUGUUGCAAAAGAUUGCAAAAUAUGGCAAACUCGUGUGUCCAGUUGCAUGGCCAAACCUAAUUUUACAAAUUUUGGCUGGCUAUAAAAAUGUGCAAUAGCAGGGACCAGUCUGUUUACUUAUUGAGGGGAAAAGAUAGAUAAAUCUGUGACAACUUCAUUCUACAUUACCAAAAAGAGAUUCUUGAACUUCAUAGAACUUCCAGUGCCCCAAAUGUGUACACAUUACCCCAUCAAAAUGUAUGCAAUGAUCUGUACUAAAUUAGUAAUUCAAUAAUCAAAGAUUGUGAAAUUGUUGUUGAGACUUUAUCAAUUUUCUUGUUAUUUAAUUUAAAUAAUGAUAAAUUAAUUUUUUUAUGUGAUAUAUUUUAAAAUAAAUUAAGCUUUAAAUUAAAUUUUUUCAAUUUAUUAUUCUUUUCUCUAUAGCAAAACUCAUGAAACGACUGCUGAUUGUCGUUAUUACGAAGCCAGUGGAGAAGACAACAAUACUUUGGCAACGUUCAUGGAAACAAAUCCAUCCAUUCCGAAAAAAGACAGAUCUACAAAACAGUCACGACAGCUUCCUCAUUGGUUAUGGUUUGUUAUAGCUAAAUGCUUAGGGAUACCGUUACAUCCUAAUGAUAAACCUAUCAUCGGUUUGAUACUGCACAUGCUUACUUUUGCUUCGGCUCUCACUUUUGCUGUUUCUCACAUGUGGUUUGUAAUAUUUGAUAUACUCUCUCCCAAUACUCCCAUUGAUAUCGCCAAUGGCACAGUUAGUAUUUUCUUAAUUGUGUGCUGGGGGUCGUUCGGUUUCUAUGCAAAAAACUUGAGUGCACGACUAUUCCGUCACACGCAGUUUCUUAGAGACAUAAGAAUGCACUCUCGUACUAUAUUCAAGAUCAAUGCUGCCGUUUUGUUUUUUCUAUUAGGUGCUAUUUUCAUCAGUACUAAUGAUUAUGAUGGCUUUCACUCAUAUUUAAAUGAAACUUGUGAAAAGGUGGAGUUAUACGUCAUUGUUUGCAAGUUGCAGUUUCUGUCAAGGGUGAUAUUUUCAGUCUUUGCACUCAUAUGGCACUCUUUAGUGUCUUUUGUUUUGAUAUCUGUCUGCAGGACACAUACUAUAGGUAAGUUUAUUUAUUAAGAGUAGCAAUAACUAAUUAAAUAUAAUAUAAUCUUUACUUUGUGUGUUAACUUGCAAGUUAAUUACUAACUUGAAAAUGAAUCAAUAAAUUAGUUUUUAUAAUGAAAGUAAUUAUGAGGUUUGUACAAAGAUAACUUUAUUGAUAAAGAAAACUAAUUACUGCUUGAAUAGUUAUAUAGUUAUUUUGUAGCAUGGCUUGCUUUGUAUUUAAAUACACAAUUGUUGCAAUUGAAAGAAAAGAGUCAAGGCCAUACUGGACAUGUUAUUGAAUGUUUAUUGUGAAAAUAACAGUUAGUUCUCAAAGAAUUCUGUUUUUUAGUUCCUAUAAUGAGCAUAUUUUCUUACUGCACAGAUCAGAAAAUUUCGAGAGAUUUAUUGUCUUGUUGUGUAUUGUCUAUUUAAUAUGAAGAAUGAUGACUAGAGGCAGUGCUAAGAAUAACUUGUUUACGUUCGAUUUUGAAAUCAUCAUUAAUAAUAAUUGAUAUAACUUUCUACCUUCAUGAUUCAUUUGCAAUAAAAACAAAAUUAAGUAUCGAAGCAAAAUUAUAGAUUGAAUACUUAAACAAGUUUUGAAAGUUAACAUUUGAUUUACAUUUUAAGUUUUUCUAAUAAUAAUUUUAUUUAUCAAACAUGUGAUUAUGACUCAGCAAAUUUAUGACUACUUGCUCAAUAAACACCAUAUAAUUAAACAAUAAAUGUAUUGUCCUGUAGACAUUGUUCUGCAGAUCUUUUACGUAUGUUUUAAUUGCCAAAUUUAUGAUUGUACAUUUAUCAUUUACUACUGUUAGAUACUAAAGAUUGCAAGCAUUAAUAUUUAUUAAUAGAAUAAGGAUUAUUAAUUUAGGAGAAUCCAUAAUCAAAUGUAGUAUUUCACAAUGUGCAAUUCAUUGUACAUUAAUUAAAAGCAAGCAUAAACUUGACUUUAUAUAGGUUUUAUAGCCUUGUUUAACUAGUUAUAUGAGUAAGAAGCCAUUAUAGAUGUUAAUUAGGAGGUAUAUUA